Colossoma macropomum (tambaqui) is the source of this 1336-nucleotide messenger RNA. RefSeq names its product rano class II histocompatibility antigen, A beta chain-like. Gene Ontology annotation, biological process: antigen processing and presentation of exogenous peptide antigen via MHC class II; immune response; positive regulation of T cell activation. Gene Ontology annotation, molecular function: MHC class II protein complex binding. The transcript has 4 exons. The coding region runs from base 7 to 774 and encodes 255 amino acids. Lineage: Eukaryota; Metazoa; Chordata; Actinopteri; Characiformes; Serrasalmidae. Gene Ontology annotation, cellular component: MHC class II protein complex; membrane. The record is from RefSeq and is a predicted model, not a curated record.
GUUGUGAUGCAGAGCAAGAUGUUCUUGAGUCUGCUGGUCCUACUCGCUCUGUCAAUAAGAACAGCUGGAUAUUACAUGUCUGUGACAGCUGAAUGCACCGCCAGUUCAUCUGAUCUGUCUGACGUGGAGUUGAUUUAUACCCAUUAUUGUAAUAAGGAUCUCUACAUGCAGUUUAACAGCAGUGUGGGGAGGUUUGUCGGCUUCAGUGAGUUUGGAGUGAACAUGGCUGAGAUCUGGAACAACAGUUCUUUACUGCAGGAGUUACAGGCUGAGCUGGAUGGAUACUGUAAACCCAAUAUACAGGAAGACAGCUUUGAUGCUCUGGAUAAAACAGUGCUCCCGAAAAUCCAUCUCAGGUCAGAACAGGAAGCCGUUGCCGGUCAUCCAGCCAUGCUGAUGUGCAGCGCCUACAACUUCUACCCCCCAGCCAUCGAUGUGUACUGGCUGAGAGAUGGCAAAAAGGUGACCACUGAAUCAGUUUUCAUUGAGGAGAUGGCUGAUGGAGACUGGUACUACCAGAUCCACUCCCACCUGGAGUACACGCCCACAUCUGGAGAGAAGAUCUCCUGUGUGGUGGAGCACACCAGCUCUAAGGAGCCCAUCAUCAUUGACUGGGAUCCUUCCCUUCCUGAUUAUGAAAAGAUCAAGAUCGGCAUCGGUGCUUUCGGGCUGCUUCUGGGUUUUGUCCAGGCAGCUGUUGGAUUCAUCUACUACAAGAGGAGCUCCUCAGGUCAGUGGAAGGAAGAGAGGGUUCAAUUAUUAUUGAUGUAUUAGUGUAUCUAUGUGAUUUAAUGAUGCGUGUACCAGUGUUAGAUGAUGGUAAUGAAGGCUUUCGUCAGUGUGUGAACAUAUCAGGAUUUAAUGUAAUUAUUAAGCAAGUUGAUCUCACUGUUCCAGAACACUCUACUCUCUUAUCCCAGUUACCUGGGAUUUGCUUGUAGCUCCAUCAUGUCAUCAUCUUGUCCACCUGUGUCUUGUUAGCUUUGCUGUGUAAGUAGCCUCUUGUAUUUGCCUGUGUCUUUGACAGAUUUCUCCUCUCAGGCUUACAAUCUUUAACCUACAGACCUCAUUUGGGACAGUUUCAUGUUAAAAAUCUGAAACUUUAUACUUCUAAGCUGAUACUCAGUGACUCAUGUGGGAAUAUCCAAUCCUAUCUUUGCCACUGUUCUUAAUAACUUACGGACUUGACAAUUUAGCGCUUUUUUCUAGGUAUCACAGAAAUCUUUGAUUCAUUAUUGAAUAAGAAUUGAUUCCUGACUCCACUGCACACCACAUGUUCCACACAGCCUUGUGUAAAAUAUAUGUAGCAUGUAUAGAAUAUAUAGUGAGAACAUUA